Molecule: messenger RNA, 1287 nt
Organism: Acanthisitta chloris (rifleman)
Lineage: Eukaryota; Metazoa; Chordata; Aves; Passeriformes; Acanthisittidae
Gene: KCNRG
Product: potassium channel regulator
Exons: 2
Coding region: 436-1287 (283 amino acids)
Biological process (GO): protein homooligomerization; negative regulation of delayed rectifier potassium channel activity
Cellular component (GO): endoplasmic reticulum
Molecular function (GO): protein binding
Source: RefSeq, a predicted model, not a curated record
UAAGAGCUAAUGAUGCUGAAAUGUGUUGCUGGAAGCACAUCUAACCUCAUUUUGCAGUGGUUGUAUGAACAGCAGUGUAUAGAGUGAAAACAUUUAUUUCACAUUUCCAGAAAACAAACAUAACAUGUGCCAUACUUUGGGAAUAUUCAUUGGCCUCUUACAAGGUUUGAUAAGUUGUGAUGGUCGACUCAGUGUAUUCCAGUAGCCCUUGCAGGCUGUUCAUUUCAAAAACUAAACAUUAAAUUCCAAGAAUCAAAGUUUCCAAGCAACCAAACCCUGCAAACAAAACUAUUGUACAUGAUAUUUAUGUCUUUGUUGCCUGGGAAUCCUGUUGCUGCUGCACACCUCACUCCAAACACUUGCUGAAAGCACUCAGUGGUUCUUGCAGCUGCAGAUGCCUUGCAGUUUGGGAAAGAUCAAGUCACAAGCAUGUAGAUGAGAGUGGCUGAGGUGGCGAUGAGCAGUCGAGAUGUGGUCGUUCUGAGCGUGGGAGGGGUGAGAUUUGUAACCUGGGCUUCUACCUUGCAGCAGUUCCCUGAGUCCAGGCUGGCACGGAUGCUGAACGAUGAUGACCGGGAAUUUAAACUGGUGAAUGGAGAGUUUUUUGUGGACAGAGAUGGAGCUUUGUUUAGUCACAUCAUGGACUUCUUGAGGACUCUCCAGGUCUCCUUACCAUCUGAUUUCUCAGACUAUCAGAGGCUGCAGAGAGAAGCAGAAUUUUAUGGGCUCUACCCUCUGGCUGACCUUCUGAGCCAGGAACACUUGCUGAAGCCAAGGCUGGAGAUCUUGGAAGUGCGUUUUUGUCGCCAAGAAAUGCAGGCCUUUUUCAGAAUCUUUGGUUCCUGCAGUACCACUGUUGAGGCACUAGCUGAGCAGAUCACUGUGUUUACAGGGCAGCAGUCAGGACAGAGCUGGAACAGCCCUUUUCCUUCUCAGAAGCCACUCGUUCCACUCCCUUUGGAAAGACCCUCUCAUCAUGACGUGUGUUUUCAGUGUGGUACUGACUACUCUGCUGGUGACCAGUUUGUGGCCAGGUAUGUUUCCAUAAAGCCUGAUAAUAGAAAGCUGAUUAAUGGUACUAAUGUGCUAGGCCUGCUGUUUGACACUUUACUCAAAGACGGAUUUCGCCUGAUAAGCACCAGGACAGUGGCCAGUGAAGAAAAGGUUGAAUGCUACACUUUUGAGAGGAUGAAGAGGCCAACAGGCCUUAGUGUCAUGGUGAACCAAACCCCAGGGAGCUCCGGGAUAGCACAGGCAAGGAGAAGCCAAGUGCAGAAACGGAAAUAA